This is a messenger RNA of Juglans microcarpa x Juglans regia, 495 nucleotides long. RefSeq names its product 7-dehydrocholesterol reductase-like. The record is from RefSeq and is a predicted model, not a curated record. Bases 28 to 330 code for a protein of 100 amino acids. Gene Ontology annotation, cellular component: endoplasmic reticulum membrane. The transcript is spliced from 3 exons. Gene Ontology annotation, biological process: sterol biosynthetic process; brassinosteroid biosynthetic process. NCBI's taxonomy places the organism in Eukaryota, Viridiplantae, Streptophyta, Magnoliopsida, Fagales, Juglandaceae. Gene Ontology annotation, molecular function: oxidoreductase activity, acting on the CH-CH group of donors, NAD or NADP as acceptor.
UUUUUAGUGUUCAUAUUACUUCUGUCUAUGGCAGCUGGUUUUUAUAUUUGGUGGGGAUGCUUGGUAUGGGUUCCAUUUGUCUAUACUUCUCCAGGCAUGUACCUUGUCAACCAUCCUGUAAACCUUGGAACUCAGCUUGCAAUUUAUAUACUAGUGGCAGGCAUUCUGUGCAUAUAUAUCAACUAUGAUUGUGACAGGCAGAGGCAAGAAUUUCGUAGAACAAAUGACAAAUGCUUAGUUUGGGGAAAAGCUCCUUCAAAGAUAGUGGCCUCAUACACUACCACAUCUGGGGAAACAAAAAACAUUCUUCUUUUAACAUCUGGAUGGUGAGUUUACAAUUUUCCUUUAUAUCAACUCUUAUUUGUGGCUGUAGGGUUGCUAUUUCCUUGUCCCCUAUUCCUAAGGGGUUGAAGUCACCUUUAAGUUGGUCCUAGUAACAUGGGAGAGAUGCAGUUGGAUAAGGCCAAAAUUUCUAAAUCUUAGGGCCAUGUUUGA